Molecule: messenger RNA, 794 nt
Organism: Electrophorus electricus (electric eel)
Lineage: Eukaryota; Metazoa; Chordata; Actinopteri; Gymnotiformes; Gymnotidae
Gene: mrps12
Product: mitochondrial ribosomal protein S12
Biological process (GO): translation
Cellular component (GO): ribosome; small ribosomal subunit
Molecular function (GO): structural constituent of ribosome
Source: RefSeq, a predicted model, not a curated record
ACGAAAGAAGAAGAACGCUUGCGAUAACUUUCAGUAUGGCUAGCUAACUAUAGAUAACAUAAAGGUAGCGAAAGGUAGAAAAUAACCCCUCUUUCCCGUGUCUCUCUACAAGUAAAAACCAGAUACACGAGAUUACCUGAUAGCAACUUAAACACAGAUUUACUAUGGCUUUUCUUGGGAGAUUGAGGCCAGUUCUGUCUUCGGUCUUGCAAGCGACUCAGUCAGCAUUCCCCUGGUCCGGACCUGUGCUCACCAGGACGAUGGCCAUCAAUCAGAUGCAUCGGCAGGGCAGACCUCCGCGGCCACUCAAAAAAGUUAGCGCCACAUUCGGUCGACCACAGCUGAAGGGCCGUGUUUUGAAGACUCUAAUUAGGAAGCCCAAAAAGCCCAACUCGGCCAACCGCAAAUGUGCGCGGGUCCGUCUUUCCAAUGGCAAAGAAGCAGUGGUGUUCAUACCUGGGGAGGGACACAACCUUCAGGAACACAAUGUAGUGCUUAUCCAAGGAGGGAGGACACAAGACUUGCCAGGUGUCAAGCUGACAGUAGUCAGAGGCAAAUAUGACUGUGCUCAUGUAGUGAAGAAGAAACAGUAACAACUGUUGCCACAUCUGGAACCACUCCUGAAUCUUAGAAAGUUCAACAUCAACAUCUCUAAGUGGUUUAUUUUCAGAAUUUUUGAGGUUACUUAUUUACAGUAACAGUGUAUUCAAUCAUGCAGUUUAUUUAAAGUUUGUGAAUGUUCAUAAUCUUGGCAUCUCAUUUACAUGAAAAUAAACCAAUCAAUUGAAGUGAAA